AUGUUGUUGCGAGCGGGUAGGUGUUUUCAGCAAUACAUAGUGGAUAUGUAUGUGAAGAUUGAAAAUACAAGGCUUGAUUAUUUCCGAAAUAAUCAAGACACCAUAAGAGUUGAUCUAUAUAAAGGUAUUCUUGAUUCACUGGAUUUAGGGGAGACUCUUGGCCAAAAUGUUGGCCGUAGAGUUAUACUUCCUCCUACUUAUAUUGGUGGUCCUCGGGAUAUGAAGAAGCGGUAUUUAAAUGCUAUGGCUUUGGUACAAAGAUUUGGGAAGCCAGAUCUUUUCGUAACAAUCACUUGUAAUGCUAAUUGGCCUGAAAUAAAAGCCGAGCUAGCUGCUGGUGAGACGGCACAAGACAGACCUGAUUUGGUUGCUAGGAUUUUUAGAGCAAAAUUGUUAGCAUUGAAAAAAGAAAUCAUGGAGAAUAAGAUUUUCGGGGAAGUUGCUGCAAUGGUGUAUGUGGUCGAGUUCCAGAAGAGAGGGUUGCCCCAUGCUCAUUUUCUUAUUAUUCUGAAACCUGCAUAUAAACUCAAGUGCCCUUCUGACUAUGAUCGAUUUGUUUGUUCUGAAAUACCUGCUCAAAGUAAUGGCACCCUAAGAAGAAUUGUGUUGGCGCAUAUGAUGCAUGGUCCUUGUGGUGUGCUGAAUCCAGAUUGUCCAUGUAUGAAGAAAGCUGGUGUAAAACGCAGUUGUAAGAACAAAUACCCUAAGAAAUUUUGUAAUGAAACAACAAAUAAUAAGGAUGGAUAUCCUAUCUACCGCAGGAGAGACACUAGGGAGCAGGUCACCAUAAGAAAUGCACAAUUAGACAAUCAGUGGGUCAUUCCCUAUAACCCUUAUCUGUCGAUGCUAUUUGAUUGCCACUUGAAUGUUGAGGGCCAUGAUAAGAUUUCCUAUAAUGUUGUUGCUUCUGAUAGCGAAACUGUAGAUGAAAUUCACCGAUAUCAAUCGGGUAGAUGGGUAUCUCCUUGUGAAGCUGCAUGGAGAAUAUUCAGCUUUGACCUAUUCGAAAUGUACUCUUCUGUUUUGCCUUUACAGGUCCAUUUGCCAUACAUGCAGACUGUUCAUCUGCAUCCACAUGAAAGGCUACUGUCUGUUGUUUUGGAUGGCAAACAUUCAAGAACUCAACUAACUGAAUUUUUUGCAAUGAACGCUGCUACUGAACAUGGCUUAGGAUAUUUAUAUGAUGAAUUCUGCGAGCAUUAUACAUGGCAUCAGGGUGAUAAGAAAUGGAAAAAAAGAGUGCAAAAUAGGAUUUCAGUUGGCCGCUUGGCAUUUGUGUUCCCUGCAGAAGGGGAACGGUUCUUUCUUAGAUUACUAUUGUUGAAUGUAAGAAGUCCUACGUCUUUUGAAGAUUUGCGUACUGUUGAUGGCUGUCUGUAUUCAACCUUUCAGGAAGCUGCUCUAAAACGAGGCCUUAUAGAAGAUGAUGACACAGCUAAUUCGACUAUGGCUGAAGCAUGUGAAACUCAUAUGCCUGCUGCUUUGCGUCGCCUGUUUGCAACAGUGUUAAUGUUCUGCCAACCAAGAGAUCCUGCUACUUUAUGGAAUACUUAUUAUCCUUUUCUUGCUGAGGAUUACUCUCACAGGUUUCCAAAUCAGCUUGUGAGAAUACAGCAACUUACUGUUCGAGCAGUUGAACAACAUCUGGAAGCCAUGGGAAAAUCCCUUGCCUGUUUUGGUCUAGAGGAAUUAGUAUCACAGGUUAGUGAUGAGUUUAGGCGUACAAAGGAUAUUAUAGAUGCUCUAGAUGCGCCAAUCCCGCAAGAGUGCUUAGGUUGUCGUUCACAGUUAAACUCUGCACAGAAUGCUGCUUUUGAAUGUAUUAUGGAACAUGUCCUGCAGCAAAAAGCCGGUGCUUUCUUUAUUUAUGUUCCAGGAGGUACGGGAAAAACGUUUCUCUACAAUGCUCUCUAUGCAGAAAUUCGACAAAUGAACAAGAUUGUUUUGCCUACAGCUACAUCGGGAAUAGCUGCAGCUAACAUUCCUUCAGGGAGAACUGCUCAUUCGCGGUUUAAAAUCCCGAUUGAUGAUGAGGGUUCACUGGCAUGCGAUGUUCCAAAACAGGGGAGUUUGGCUGCAUUGUUAAAGGAAACCGCUCUAAUAAUAUGGGAUGAGGCUUCUAUGGCUAAAAAACAAAAUGUUGAAUCCUUAGAUCUUUUAUUGCAAGAUAUUUGUGGAAAUAAGGUAGUGUUUGGAGGGAAAGUAGUUGUUUUGGGAGGAGAUUUCCGACAAGUGUUGCCAGUGGUCCCACGUAAAACAAUGAAUGAAGCAGUAGAGGCAAGUAUUGUCACUUCUUAUCUGUGGCCUAGAUUUAUGAAAUUUAGGUUGACAGAAAAUAUCAGGGCACGGGAAGACCCAGGAUACGCUUCUUUUCUGCUUGGUUUGGGAAAUGGCGAACUGCAGCAAAUAGAAAACGCUUUUGUCGAGCUACCGGAACAUAUUGUACAAUGCACAGAUGACUUUACAGACUUAGUUGCCACUGUUACAGAAACAACAUUUCCAGAAAUUGGCCGUGGCUGCUUUGACAGUGAGGUUUUCACAAGAAAGGCGAUUCUGACACCCAUGAAUGAUGAUGUGGAUAGUAUAAACGCAUUCAUGAUCGAGAAAUUUCCUGGUUUUGCUGUGACUUAUAAGAGUUUUGAUGUUGUUGUUAAUGAUACAUGCAGUAUAUAUCCUACGGAAUUUAUUAACAAGUUGUGCCUGGGUGGAAUGAGUCCUCAUGAGCUUGUGCUGAAGGAAAACUGCCCAGUGAUACUGCUAAGGAAUUUGCUUCCAUCUUCAGGUCUUUGCAACGGUACAAGGUUAAUUUGUAGGAAGUUUUUUCCGAAUGUCAUUCAGUGCACUAUAGCAGUUGGCCAUUACAAAGGAGAGGAAGUUUUUAUCCAUAGGAUUAAUUUAAGGCCUUCUAAGUCUGUCAAGUAUCCGUUCAUGUUUGAACGAAAACAAUUUCCUAUAAAACUUAGCUUUGCAAUGACAAUUAACAAAUCUCGAGGACAGACUCUUAGCCAAGUAUCCAUUUAUUUACCACGCCCAUGUUUUUCCCAUGGGCAGCUUUAUGUUGCCCUUUCACGAGCAAAAAAAUCAAACGAUGUUUGCGUUUUCACUGUAACUGCUGCUAACCAAUGUUCUGUUAAUGCAGUUAAGAAUGUAGUGUCUCAUAAACUUCUACAGCUUGCAGGCAUUGUUCAGAAUGAUGCUGGCUUUACACUGGACAUUUAUAAUCUUGUUAUGCUUUUUGGCAGCCGGAACAAUUCUCCAACUGAUGUCAUUCCCUUAGGAGAAAAGAUUUCUUUGGAACCUAUGCCUGCUUAUAGAGAACACUUUUCAAUGAUCAAACUGACCUCUUUUCAUAAGUUCACUGUCAGGACAUGCAGUUUGAUAAAAGAUGUGAGAAAGAUACAACUCAAAUACCCAAACUGGGAUUCCAGUUUAAAGAAAGAUAGACAAAAUGAAUCUACUUCAAAGGAGGCUUCAGGAACAAACAUAAAUGAUGUCUCAGAAAAUGACACCGUGUCUAAUGGUAUUUGUGAUAAAAAUAUGCUCUCUCGAAUCAUGAAUACACCACCAAGAAUGAAGCUUGAACCUGUUUACCUAGAUUAA
Chenopodium quinoa (quinoa) is the source of this 3600-nucleotide messenger RNA. RefSeq lists its product as uncharacterized. The transcript has 6 exons. The coding region runs from base 1 to 3600 and encodes 1199 amino acids. Gene Ontology annotation, molecular function: DNA helicase activity. Gene Ontology annotation, biological process: DNA repair; telomere maintenance. The record is from RefSeq and is a predicted model, not a curated record. Lineage: Eukaryota; Viridiplantae; Streptophyta; Magnoliopsida; Caryophyllales; Amaranthaceae.